Messenger RNA from Leptopilina heterotoma, 2491 nucleotides. RefSeq names its product mucin-5AC-like. The transcript has 5 exons. Bases 110 to 2203 code for a protein of 697 amino acids. The record is from RefSeq and is a predicted model, not a curated record. Lineage: Eukaryota; Metazoa; Arthropoda; Insecta; Hymenoptera; Figitidae.
UUUACCUUUAAAAAUUUUUCUCAUCCAGGUACAAAAUUCAGGUAAAUGCAGAAGGUUGAAUAUUAUUCUUUUGGCAUUUCUUCGAUACACUUCGCGAGAUAAGUUUCAGAUGAAUUUAAAUUUACAUUAUUUGAGUUUUCUUUUGAUGACAUCGUUCUCUUUCUCAUUGGGAAAAGAAGAAAUUUGUAAUUGUUCAUCAACCGAUCUUCAGACAAAAAUCAUCAAAUCGGAUAUUGUUCUUUUGAUUGAAGUUAAUGACUACGUAGAACAUGUGAACGAAAAACGAUAUCUAGUGAAUGUCACAACAGUUUACAAGGAUUGUUCUAAAUUAAUUGGAAUUUUCGAAAAUGAACUGUCUAUUUUGGCCAGGGAAGAAUGCUUUGUACAAUUUCAAUUAGAACAAUUGUACAUAAUUGGCGUUGAAUUAAAAUCUGGAGAACCAAUUAUAUCAAAUUGUGAUCUUACUAUUCCUUUCCAUAAUGCUACAGAAUUGGAUUUCAAACUACUUUCCCAAGAUCAUUGUAAUAAUCAAAACGUUCAUCGAGUUAGAAGACAGACUGAUUCUAAUGAUUUAAAAAUGCCGACAACAACUGAAAUGACAAUCGAGGAAUUAAAAACAAAAUCUGCUGAAAUAGAGAAAAAAAUAACGGCUGAAUUGUCGAAUAAAGAAGAGGAAAUGUUACCGCUGGUGGAACUAACAACUGAAACAAUAAACGAAAAAACAACAAUUUCAACAACAACAACAUUUCAACAAUCAGAAACAACAAUUAUGCCUAUUUUGAAAACGACACAAUUAACAAAUGAUGAAACAACAUCGGUAGUAACAGAAUUAACUACUGAUUUCUUUAGUGGACCAAUAACAAUAGUACCAACAAUAAUGGUACCAACAACAACUGAAACAGUAAAUGAUAGAACAACAUUUGGACCAUUUGAUACAACAACUGUGCCAUUUGAUACAACAACAAUUGCACCAAAUGAUAAAACAACAACUGUGCCAUUUGAUACAACAACAAGUGUACCACUUGAUACAACGACUGUGCCAUUUGAUACAACAACAAUUUUGCCACUUGAUACAACAAUUGUGCCUCUUGAUACAACAACUGUGCCAUUUGAUACAACAACAAUUGUGCCUUUUGAUACAACAACUGUUCCAUUCGAUACAACGACUGUGCCAUUUGAUACAACAACUGUGCCAUUUGAUACAACAACAAUUUUGCCACUUGAUACAACAAUUGUGCCUCUUGAUACAACAACUGUGCCAUUUGAUAUAACAACAAUUGUGCCUCUUGAUACAACAUCUGUGCCAUUUGAUAUAACAACAAGUGUACCACUUGAUACAACGACUGUGCCAUUUGAUACAACAACAAUUUUGCCACUUGAUACAACAAUUGUGCCUCUUGAUACAACAACUGUGCCAUUUGAUACAACAAUUGUGCCUCUUGAUACAACAACUGUUCCAUUCGAUACAACGACUGUGCCAUUUGAUACAACAACUGUGCCAUUUGAUAUAACAACAAUUGCACCAAAUGAUAAAACAACAAUUGUGCCUCUUGAUACAACAACUGUGCCAUUUGAUACAACAACAAUUUUGCCACUUGAUACAACGACUGUGCCAUUUGAUACAACAACAAUUUUGCCACUUGAUACAACAACUCUGCCUUUGGAUACAACAACAGUAUUCAGAAACCCACAAACAACAACGCCACCACUGAUAAAAUCAACAGAAUCACCAACAACACCCCCACCAUUUGACAUAAGAUCCUUGUUGACUGACGAGAAAAAAUACAAAUAUUUCCUAGCACAAGUGGAAUACUUGAAACAUUUAAGAAAUACAAAUCAAAAUAAUCCUGUCGAAAUAAUAAAUAAUAAACAAUACACUCUUGAAAAAACAACAAAAUCACCACCCAUUGAAAUCCCAUUAGAAUUAGCUCAAUUAAAAUCACUUCUUGCUGACGACACGAAAUAUAAUUAUUUCCUAUCACAAGUGGAAUAUUUGAAAAAUUGGAGAAGAGUGAAUAAAAAAUUCCACAUAUACAUACAACAGCCAAGGAUUAUGGAAAAUGAUCUAUUGAAAAAAUUAAUUGACCUACAGAAUCAAGGAUACUUUGAGCAACAGUGGAGAAAUUUGCAAUUACAAAAUUCAAACCUGAAUAAUAAUUAUAAUAAUAAUAAUAAUAAUAAUUAUUAUUAUCGGAGAAAUUGAUGUAUUUUGAUUGAAUUAUAAUGUUUAUUGUGUUGCGAGUUGUGUGCGUUGAAUUAUGGAAUGUUAAAGCUUAUUAUAAUUGAUGGUUAUUAUGGUUGUUAAUAUUGUUUGUACAUGAUAAUAAUCGCCGAAUCAAUGUGUUUGUUAAUUUUAGGAUUGAAAAUUUGCGAUAUUUGUUGCGUGACUGCUAGCUGGAAAAUUAUUAAAAUACGUUCAAAUCAUAAAUUAUGGGUAUAAAUAUAAUUUAUAAUUUAAUAUGCAUUAUUAAUAUUAUAAUUAUUAUAUUAC